AUGACUAGAUUCAACCCAUCGUACACUUCUUUUAAUUUAAUAUUGAACAUAGUUUCAGUCAUGCAUUUACCUGCGACAAUUCUAGCUGCCUUCUUCGUAGUGCUAGUUGCUGAAUUAUUCACAACAGAAGCCAGUUUUUACUCAAAGUUUUUGAAAUUCAUCGAAGAUGUUAUUAAAAUUGAGCAAUUUGAAAGUGUUUUUCUCUUGAAAUCAUCAAAAGAAUCUUCAUUUGAUGACCAUUUCAUAGCCGAACUUACAACAUCACUUGGUACUCCGGUUAUUCUAUCAACUGAGACUUCAUCAUUUUACUUGAGUGGAGACUUCAAUGAAAACAUUCUAACAAUUGUUCAAUUUGAUUCAACUGAUUUAUUACUUCAGAAACUUUCGGAAUACCUUCAACACCUUCGAUUUUGUAAGACAAUUUUCGUGCUGAAGAGUUCUUCAAGAAAUGAUUUCGAAUUGAAAAGAGUCUUCACUUUCUGCUGGAAAUAUAGAAUGGUCAAUGUGAUAGCAGUUUUUCAAGACUUUUGGAAUUCUUCGACUUUCUACAGUUACAGAAAUUUUGGAGAUCUUACAAUUGAAGAAUUUACCUGGAGCAAAAAGGAUAUUGUUAUUUUUCCAGACCGUUUGCAAGACCUUGAGGGUAUAAGGUUUCCAGUUCUUUUUGAACCUGCAGAUUCCGGAAUAAUCAUCAAAGUAAACUCUAAGGGUGAAACGAUAUAUGGUGGUUUAAUGGGAAAUAUUUUCAGUUCUCUUGCGAAGAAGAUCAAUGCUAGAUUGCAUAAGUCGAAUGUAAAUACAUCAUUUCUACGAAAAACUCAUGAAGGUGUCAUGAAUGGAACAAUUGAGAUGUCAGGUAGAAGUCUCGUGUUUUCGUCAGACGACAUUAAAUGGUACACAUACCCUAUUGUAGUUUUUGAUUGGAGUGUGAUGCUGCCUGUUGAAUCCAACAUUCCUAUUUACAAAGUGUUUGCAUUUGUUUUCAACUGGGAUUCUUUUGUAAUAACAAUCAUGGGUCUCAUUUUGCUAUCUUUAUCACUUGCAGCUUCCAACAGGUUUUCAGGAUCAAUUUUUAACUUUUUCUUCAAUAUUGAUUGUUUUCGUGGAAUGCUUGGGCAGGGUUUUACUGAAACACCGCAAGCCUCCUGCAGCACAAAAAUCAUAUAUUCAAUGAUAUUUGUACUUGGAAUUCUAAUGGUUACUACUUACAAUGCAUUUCUGCAGUCCUUAAUGACCACACCACCAGGAGAAAAAGUUAUUAAAUCAUUCGAUGAUCUGCAAGCAAGUGGUCUAAAAAUAUACAUUAAUAUUGCGGAAAUCAAAGAAUUGUCCAUACUGAGACCUGAUCUUAUGGAAAAGUAUUCAAAUCUAUUCCAAGUUGAAAGUAAUUCAAGUGUUUUGAAAGAAUUGCGAAACAGUCUUAAUACCGAUUGUGCGUUUAUAGUAACUGGAAUGAGUUGGAUGAAUUAUGAAAAUCAACAAAAUUUCUUUAACCAAAAAUUAUUUCGUUGGUCUGAAGAAUUGUGCUUUGUUAAAAAUAGACUAAUUGAAGUUAUAAUUAAUGAAAAUUCAAUUUAUAAAAAACUUUUGAAUUUGCAUAUCUUAGAAACACAAUCGAGUGGAUUAUUAGAUUUUUGGAUGAAAAAGUCUUUUUACGAAUUACUUGCUGCUGGAAAAGUGAAAAGGUUAAAAUUUGGAUUGGACGAAUUGGAACAACUUAAAGUUGAAGAUCUUAAAUGGUUUUGGAUAUCGACGGCAUUAGCGUUGAUGAUCGCUGUUUUGUGCUUUGUUGGAGAAAUUUGUGUUUUAAAAUGGAAGAAAUGGAGAACCAAGAAUCACACCUGA
Episyrphus balteatus (marmalade hoverfly) is the source of this 1845-nucleotide messenger RNA. RefSeq lists its product as uncharacterized. Bases 1 to 1845 code for a protein of 614 amino acids. Lineage: Eukaryota; Metazoa; Arthropoda; Insecta; Diptera; Syrphidae. The record is from RefSeq and is a predicted model, not a curated record. The transcript has a single exon.